Messenger RNA from Ceratitis capitata (Mediterranean fruit fly), 609 nucleotides. Its product is annotated as neuropeptide F-like. Bases 94 to 381 code for a protein of 95 amino acids. The transcript is spliced from 4 exons. Lineage: Eukaryota; Metazoa; Arthropoda; Insecta; Diptera; Tephritidae. The record is from RefSeq and is a predicted model, not a curated record.
GUGGCAGCGCACGCUACACCUUGCAGAAUUGGGUGCAACUUUUGUGGCAAAUAAAGUUAAAGUGAAUUGAAUUAAAUUAAAAUCUUCACAGCUAUGUCGCCAUCAAUACUGCGCUUCGGAGUCAUUUUAAUUGUUGUAAUGUUCCUUUUGUCGGCCCAUACAACUACAGCCGGCAACUCGCGUCCGCCACGUAAUAGUGACAUUAGCAAUAUGGCCGAUGCACUCAAAUAUCUACAAGAUUUGGAUACCUACUAUGGUGAUCGCGCGCGUGCGAGAUUCGGCAAACGUGCGCCACUAUUGCUGCUGUUACGUCAACAUCUGUUGGACAAUCCCGAUUUGGCACGUGCAAUUGAGAAUCCUUCGACAGAUGAGUCCUUUUAAAAUGCGUAUAUAUGCAUAGAUUCGUCACUAGUAGCAGUGAAAACACUUAAUUGCAACAACUACGAGUACUUAGAAGAGAAAACAUGUAGCCGCAACUUUGAUGACUUUGAUGACUCUCAAGUAAACAUUUAUUCCUGAAAUUAUUUAAAAUAUAACAUAAGGCUAAUUAAAGUUGAACGUAAUGGACCUGUAAAUUAAUAAAUAAAGAAAGAGUUUCGUUUUUAAAUG